ACAUUGUGGUUUUGAUUCUCUCGAACACCGCCAUGGACUACUAUAGCCACAUCGCAAAAUAACAUCAGACUUUUCGGAAGCGAGACAGUAGAUGAUGGUUGGAAGAGCGCAUUUAACUGGAAAAGACAGUUAAAUGGCAUCCUUUGCGAGGACAAGAGCAAGAUGUAUGUCAGAAGGAAAAGUGCAGUAUUAUCACAAGGAAAGGUAUACUUGGAAUACGGGGGAGGAUUAGAGGGGAAAAGAGAGGACGAUGAGGUCUAAGAGAGAGACGGAGGAAAAGGGUGUUUGAGUCAGUUAGAAAUGGCGGGCGGGAAAAAAGGAGAUGGUUUGUUUGUUUAAAGAAGAAUGGUAGAAAGUGUAAGCAGUGUGAGCUGUACAACGGAUAGAAGACAGGAGGAGAAAUGGAAGUAAAUGAGGGCGAAGUAUCGGAGGUGGUAGGUGCGGUAAAGUAAGUAAUCGGAGAUCGAUGUAUACACCGAGGAUCAGGAGGAAGAAGAAUCUGUGACAGUAGGAGUGAAGUUUAUGGAGAAAGUGGACUCUUGCCUUUUGGCUGAUCCAUGUGUGGUUUCACAGUGGGUGGAAAAAGAGUUUGGUCAUGUGGAAUCGGUGAGGGUAACUCGAAGUGGUCUAGUAAUAAUUGUUUGUGUUUCUGUUGGGCAGAGGGCGAAUGCGCUUGAAGUAAAACGAAUGGGGGUAAGUAAAGUGAAGUGUUUCGUAAUCAAGAAAAAGGCACCAAUGAAAGGAGAUCAAACUGGGCUAGGAGGAGAUAAUAGACGUUGACCAGUUGAAGGCAAAGAUUCCCGGUGUAUGUGAUGUUUGAUGCGACGCAGACAGGGUGGGGAAACAGAAGAGUCGGUGACUGUUCUGAGUUUUGAAGUAUAUAAGUUAUCCUGUAGGAGUGUAUGUGCCGAAUAUGUUAAGAUGUUACAGGUGUCAAGCUUGUGGGCAUGUGGCAGCAGUGUGUAGGAGGGAGGGUCCAAGGUGUGAGAAAUGUGCAGAAGGGCAUGAGACAAAGGAAUGUGUAGCAUUGGGGAAAGUAGUGGAAUGUGUUAAUUGUAGGGGUACACAUGGAGCUGGGGAUCAGAAAUGUCCCGUGCGAGAGAAGCAGGUUGAGGUUUCUAGAGUGAGAGUAGAGCAGAAGUUGUCAUAUGCUGAGGCAGUGGAGAAAGUAGAGGAAGAUGGGAGAAGUGGUGAGAGUAGUAGCGAUAUACCAGUACAGAGGGAUAGGGCAAAAAAUUAAAGAAGUUUCAAUAAGAUUGGAUUUUUAGCAUUUACAGCAAUGGUUAUUAAUUGUACUGCAGGAAUAGAUGGGAAGUCUCAGAAAAUUGUGGUUGCGGUGGCAGCUGCAGAGAGGCAUUUGGGUGUGCAGGAGAGUUACAGGAUGUGGUGACGUCCCAUCCUUUUAGGGUGAUGGCAUGAGGUAGAAAUAAAUGCAUUUAAUUAGUGGAGUAGGGGGGGGGUGUUAAUUUUAUUUUAUAUAAUUUUGAAAUUAGUGAAUAUAGUGUUAGAUGGUAGGGUAUUUAUUUAGUACAUUUUUCUAUUUUAAGUAAAGUAUACGGUCUAGUAGGUGGCAGUAAUGCAACAAAUUGGAUGCCAACCGUCGUUAAACCUCAGAAGAAGAAGAUGAAAGACCUCCAAUCGUCAACAUGACUGGCUGCGUUUUGCUACAAUCAUCAUUUAGUUUUCUAAGGACCCAUAAAAUAGAGGCAGUGGGAGAACCUUUUCAAAUACAGAGAGCUGUCAAAGCCUGUCCGCAGCUGAAGAGGUCCCAGUGAAUGUCCCAAGAGAGUGGUGAAUCGCAUCUCUGCAUGUCUGGCAGACAUAUCAGUGUGGAUGACGGAUCACCACCUCAAGCUGAACCUCGGCAAGACGGAGCUGCUCUUCCUCCCGGGGAAGGACUGCCCGUUCCAUGAUCUCGCCAUCACGGUUGACAACUCCAUUGUGUCCUCCUCCCAGAGUGCUAAGAACCUUGGCGUGAUCCUGGACAACACCCUGUUGUUCUCAACUAACAUCAAGGCGGUGACCCGUUCCUGUAGGUUCAUGCUCUACAACAUUCGCAGAGUACGACCCUGCCUCACGCAGGAAGCGGCGCAGGUCCUAAUCCAGGCACUUGUCAUCUCCCGUCUGGAUUACUGCAACUCGCUGUUGGCUGGGCUCCCUGCCUGUGCCAUUAAACCCCUACAACUCAUCCAGAACGCCGCAGCCCGUCUGGUGUUCAACUUUCCCAAGUUCUCUCACGUCACCCCGCUCCUCCGCUCUCUCCACUGGCUUCCAGUUGAAGCUCGCAUCCGCUACAAGACCAUGGUGCUUGCCUACGGAGCUGUGAGGGGAACGGCACCUCCGUACCUUCAGGCUCUGAUCAGGCCCUACACCCAAACAAGGGCACUGCGUUCAUCCACCUCUGGCCUGCUCGCCUCCCUACCUCUGAGGAAGUACAGUUCCCGCUCAGCCCAGUCAAAACUGUUCGCUGCUCUGGCACCCCAAUGGUGGAACAAACUCCCUCACGACGCCAGGUCAGCGGAGUCAAUCACCACCUUCCGGAGACACCUGAAACCCCACCUCUUUAAGGAAUACCUAGGAUAGGAUAAAGUAAUUCUUCUAACCCCCCCCCCCCCCCUUAAAAGAGUUAGAUGCACUAUUGUAAAGUGGUUGUUCCACUGGAUAUCAUAAGGUGAAUGCACCAAUUUGUAAGUCGCUCUGGAUAAGAGCGUCUGCUAAAUGACUUAAAUGUAAAUGUAAAUGUAAUUGUUUGGUUGUAUUUAAUUCAUUCUGGUGUUUUACUGCCAUAUAAAGAUUGCAUCUAUUGUUGGGCUGGAACAAGCAAUAGUCAACACAGCAGGUUGUUCUAUCCUAUUGAGGCCUUUUUCCUAUGUUGUAAUGUCCAUACAUUUUCACUCUUAUGAAUAAAGCUCUCAACAAAUUUU
Messenger RNA from Salvelinus fontinalis (brook trout), 2924 nucleotides. RefSeq lists its product as uncharacterized. Lineage: Eukaryota; Metazoa; Chordata; Actinopteri; Salmoniformes; Salmonidae. The coding region runs from base 1834 to 2583 and encodes 249 amino acids. The transcript has 3 exons. The record is from RefSeq and is a predicted model, not a curated record.